ACACGCAACACUCCAUGUAUAUAUCACACACACCCUACACGAAAACACAAGCAUAUAUAUAUAUCUUCAUUCCUAAUAACAUUACAGAUUAAUACACAAGCAAUAUUCUAUGGGGAACACUGGUUCUUGUUCUUGUAUCUCUAAUAACAGUGUUAGUGUUGCCGAGAUUUUGAAAAAGAAAGGAAAGGGUGCUGAAACAGCGAUGCUGUUGGACACUGCCGGGAACAGUCGCGAGAUCAAGCUGCCCAUGAAAUCAGCAGAGCUCAUGGUCGAAGCAAUCGGUCACGCUGUGGCUCCGGUGGAGGAACUCCGGAGAACACGGCGGAUUAAGGCCUUACCGGCUGAUGAGGAGCUAGUUGCGGGGAAGGUUUACCUGCUGGUGCCGGUGAGCAGGGUCCAUGCCAAGGCUUCAGAGUUUGAGAUGGCGCUUGCCGACAAGAAGAGUGGACAAAGAGAAGGAAGUAAUGUGGCGAACAAGGUUUCACGGCCGUUCAGAUUAAUGGAAAUGGACGGAGAGAAUGAGGUUGCUGUUUCUUAUGUUCGUCCAAAACUGAGGAACCAAGUACCAUGGAAUCCUGUUCUGGAUCCUAUUUUCGAAUCCUCCUAACCUCUCAAUUGAAUGAGUCAUGAUUUUUUACUACACCAAUGCAUUUUGUGGCGAUUAAACCAUCAUAAAUGAGUGUAUAAUAGCGUUAUAAACGUGGUUAGGCAAUUGAAUUUAGGUGACAAUUUUAUCUUUUUCACAUAAACUUGAAAUUUAGAGAUACUUUACAUGUACCAUAUUUUUCGUUUAUCUUAUUACAAUUGUACGGUAAAAAUUAAUCUUUCA
Messenger RNA from Lotus japonicus, 829 nucleotides. RefSeq lists its product as uncharacterized. The transcript has a single exon. The coding region runs from base 110 to 607 and encodes 165 amino acids. The record is from RefSeq and is a predicted model, not a curated record. NCBI's taxonomy places the organism in Eukaryota, Viridiplantae, Streptophyta, Magnoliopsida, Fabales, Fabaceae.